CCUCCUUCUCCUCCCAGCAGCGGCUCCGCUCUGUGUCUAUUCCCGGAGAGAGACCGCCUCCAUUUUAACACCCACACCCGGCGGAGCAGCAGCGGCUCUCAGAGGACUCAGCGGCCGGCGGAGGGACACGCUCCUGCGGCGGCGGCGGCUCUAAUUCUUCGGGCGUGAAUCAGCCCUUUUUGUUGUUUCUGGGAUGGCGGCGCUGCGGCAGGACGCGGCGCUGGAUUUGUGAGGAUUUAACGGGGCCGUUAUCUGCGGGGAAAUUUCUUGAUUCACCGGCUUCAGAGGAGGAGGAUCGGCUUCGGAGAGUCAGGCGGGCAGGUGCCGUCGGUUCAGGCCGGACUGCAGGUGCAGCAGGGCCGCUGCUCCAUCCGGGAGACAAACAGAGUCCCGGUUUGAGUCUUGACAGCAGCUGAAAUCCACCUUCACCUGUCUGAGAGUCCAGGUUCUCCGUGAGGAUGCGGCAGUGAGCGUGCUGCUCACGAGCGCUGAUCGUUACCAUGGCGAUAUUCGGCAACAGCCAGGCAUGCGCCGGUCAAGACAACUGCUCUAACCACGGCGAGCGGGACUACUGCUACUCGGCUCGCAUCCGCAGCACGGUGCUGCAGGGGCUGCCGUUCGGAGGCGUGCCCACCGUGCUCGCCCUCGACUUCAUGUGCUUCCUGGUGCUGCUUUUCGUCUUUUCCAUCCUGAGGAAGGUUGCGUGGGACUAUGGCCGCCUGGCGCUGGUCACCGACGCCGACAGACUGAAGAAGCGUUUCAGCGACCUGGAGGAGCGGGAAUACGUGGCCUCUGCGAUGCACUCGGAGACGCCUGACCGCUACGAACGGCUCACGUCUGUCUCCAGCUCCGUCGACUUUGACCAGAGAGACAACGGCUUCUGCUCGUGGCUGACGGCCAUCUUCAGAAUAAAGGAUGAAGAGAUCAGGGAGAAGUGCGGCGAGGACGCCGUUCACUAUCUGUCCUUCCAGCGUCACAUCAUCGGCCUGCUGGUCGUCGUCGGCGUUCUCUCGGUCGGCAUCGUCCUGCCCGUCAACUUCUCCGGAGACCUGCUGGAAAACAACGCCUACAGCUUCGGACGCACCACGAUAGCGAACCUGAAGUCUCAGAACAACCUGCUGUGGCUGCACACCUCAUUCGCCUUUAUGUAUCUGCUGCUGACCGUCUACAGCAUGAGGAGACACACCUCCAAGAUGCACUACAAGGAGGACGACCUGGUGAAACGUACUUUAUUCAUUAACGGCAUCUCUAAAUACGCAGAGGAGAGUCAGAUCAAACAGCACUUUGAGCAGGCGUACGAGAACUGCACGGUGCUGGAGGCUCGGAUCUGCUACAACGUGGCCAAGCUGAUGUCUCUGAACGCCGAGAGGAAGAAGACGGAGCGCAGCAAGAAGUUCUUCACCGACCUGAUGGCGAAGGAACACGUUCCCACCAUGAUCAACCCCAAACCCUGCGGACACCUGUGCUGCUGCGCCAUCGCCGGCUGCGAGGAGGAGGAGGCGGUCAGCUACUACACCAAGAGGGAGGCCAAGCUGAAGGAGGAGUACAGGAAGGAGAAGGAGAAGGUCCACACCAAACCACUGGGCAUGGCCUUCGUCACCUUCCAGAACGAGGCCAUGACUGCCAUCAUCUUGAAGGACUUCAACGCCUGUCAGGUUCAGGGUUGUCGGUGUCAUCAGGAGCCACAGUCCUCUCAGUUCAGCGAGGCUCUUCAUGUUUACAACUGGAGCGUUUCGUACGCGCCCGACCCGCAGAACGUCCGCUGGGAACACCUGUCGCUGGGGGGGAUCUCCUGGUGGAUCCGCUGCUUCAUCAUCAACUGCAUCCUCUUCCUCCUGCUCUUCUUCCUCACCACGCCCGCCAUCAUCAUCUCCACCAUGGACAAGUUCAACGUCACCAAGCCUGUCGAGUAUCUCAACAAUCCCAUCGUCACUCAGUUCUUCCCCACGCUGCUGCUUUGGGCUUUCUCUGCUCUGCUGCCCACCAUCGUCUACUACUCUGCCUUCUUCGAGGCUCACUGGACCAGGUCUGGAGAAAACAGGACAACGAUGCAUAAAUGUUACACCUUCCUGAUCUUCAUGGUUCUGCUGCUGCCGUCUCUCGGACUCAGCAGUCUGGAUGUUUUCUUCCGCUGGCUCUUCGAUAAGAAGUUCCUGGCUGAUGCCACAGUCCGAUUUGAGUGCGUCUUCCUGCCGGAUAACGGAGCAUUCUUCGUCAACUAUGUCAUCGCCUCGGCGUUCAUCGGGAAUGCCAUGGACCUGCUGAGGAUCCCCGGUCUGCUCAUGUACAUGAUCCGGCUGUGCCUGGCUCGCUCCGCCGCCGACCGCCGCAACGUCAAGAGGCACCAGGCCUAUGAGUUUCAGUUCGGAGCGGCGUACGCCUGGAUGAUGAACGUCUUCACGGUGGUGAUGGCCUACAGCAUCACCUGCCCCAUCAUCGUCCCCUUCGGUCUGAUGUACAUGCUGCUGAAACACCUGGUGGACAGAUACAACAUGUACUACGCCUACCUGCCCUCCAAACUGGACAAGAAGAUCCAUUCCGGGGCCGUCACCCAGGUUGUGGCCGCACCCAUCCUCUGCCUCUUCUGGUUGCUCUUCUUCUCCACUGUACGCACAGGUUUCGAGACAGCGACGUCCAUGUUCACCUUGGUGGUGCUGAUCAUCACCAUCGUGGUCUGUCUGUCUCACGUCUGCUUCGGACACUUUAAGUACCUCAGCGCUCACAACUACAAGAUCGACACCAAGGAGAACGAUGUGGACGCCGUCGAGAAUGGACGUCCAGCUCGUCCCUCGUCCUCCCCCACCACCAAAUCUCAGCGGCGGCAGCAGCAGCAGCAGCAGCAGCAGCAACAGCAGCAGCAGCAGCAGCAGAUGUACAUUGCCCAGGUGCUCCAGGACCCAAACUCAGACGAGCCGGGCGGUGGCAGCGGCGAGGAGGACCGAGGGUCGUCCCAGGACGAGGAGAUGCUGAACGGAGGGAGCAGCAUCAAUGAGGCGGAUUUUCAGUCAGGGGAGGACAGUCUGAUCGCCAACGAGGUCCGCCAGUAGCUGGCGGUGGACCUAGUGGGAGGGGGCGGAGCUUGUUGAGGGUCCAUAUCCACACAACAGAUGGAAAAUAAAGCUGACUGUAGAAUCACUACACACACAAACACACAUACACAUAGACUUACACGGUUAGCUCCACCCUCUCCCUACAAGAAGACUUGACCCUGACCUUUGACGCCGGCGCCGGCUCGCCAACAUCCAGUCCUGCACGUCUGUGGAAACUUGAUGGACAUCAAACUGUCUCCACACUUAUGUACAGUCACUGUACAUAACCUCAAAGCCAAAAGUUUCUCUUUUUUGUUUUGUAUUUUUCUCGAGGUGUGGGACGGGGUUUUCGUGCCUGGGCUGGAUUUUGUUCGUUCGCACUCGUGUCUUGACUCCUGAUCCCACCGCGGGUCGCCGGGACUCGACCUGUCGAGGGGUCAACGCUGAUGCUGACGCUGUCUUUUUCCUUGGCCUGGCGGACGCCUCCAAUAAACGCCCGCUGCCGCUUACCUCCAAGAUCGGAGUGCUAAAUAAGUCGCCAACCGCCAGCUCUCGUAGUGGUAGAAGCCUUGCUUAUGCAGACGCAUCUCAGUCUCCCUUCCUUGUUCGCCGUUUUCAUCUUUCUUUUUGUGGAACCUGUGGAUCCUGGAUUUUGCCGGUAUGUUCAACACAUCACCUAGAAGUAUUUGUUUUUUCUGACCUGCCAAGCUUUCGCUGCAUGUCGUUAAAAGUGCUGUCUGGUUUAAUGACAUCGCCGCCUUCAGACGAUGUCCUCCAUCGCAGUCUGUUGUGGCCAAUGAACUCGCUAGGUUUCCACCCCGAGGAGGCUUUCUUUUCUGGUUUUGAUUUCACCCGAACUACCUUAAAUCAUGAACACCUGACAAAGGGAACGGGGAUGUUUGUGUCUGCGUAGGUUUAGCAAUCAAAACUCUUUUCAUCCUUGGGGAGAACUUUGUGAAGAUGAGUCGAGUAGUUUGAGCUCGGGUAGACGCGGGUAAGAGCAGCGCUUUUCGUCCGGACGGUCUACCCUCAACGCCCGAAGCUGUCAGGACUCUCAAGGGAAAAUGUUUUCUGUUUGUGUGUUUCUGAAGUGUGCACUUGUCUGUCUGUCUGUCUGUGUGUGUCCGGUAGCUUAUUGUACACAAACCUGCACCAUGAAAGGUUCAACAUCACCACCAGGUGACCAAAAACAUCUGGUUAACAAGUUCCAGUGCUUCUAAAACCGGUUGUUAGUCUACUGUAGAAGUAGUUCAACAAAAUGUUUUCCUUCACUUUGGUCCGAAAAUGUCCGUGUUUAGAAGGAAAACUUAUCGUGUUUGACUUUCACAUCUACAGAUGUCAACAAAGUCCCUUUUUUACUGCGUUAUUGCUGCAGUUCAAGCCUAAAUGGUCCAACUAUAUUUAGUCCAGCUGAAAUCCCUUUUGUUAAGUUACAUGUUCCAGAUUGGACAUCAGUUUCAUCUCUGUGUCCAGUGCACAGACAGGGCGCGUUUAGCAUAGCUUAGCACAAAGAAUGAAAGCAGGGGGAAACUGUUAGCCUAGCUACACCAAAUGAGGAAAUUAAAUCUACCUUCAUACAGCUUGAUGUCUGUCUGAUUUACAUGUUGUAUCUUCUUGUUAGCGUUUAUCUUCGUCUCUAAAGCUAACAAUUAGUGAUGUUAGAAAUUAGUUUAGGAUAAUCUUCUAGGUCUUGAUUGGGUUCAUUCCAAGUGUCUGAUUUACGUGUUGGAUUUAGUUAGUUAACCAGCUAGUUACCUGUUCAUCCUGUAGUCUGGGUGUGGUUGACUAGAGCCAGGGGCCAAGAAGCUAAUAUUUCAUGGCUUAAUAUCAAUCUACAUAAAGAAUCUAGCACAAGAUGAAAAAGAAAACGACCUCUUCCAAGAACUUCAAGUCUGUCUGAUUUACUUGUUGUAUCUUCUUACUAGCUUCUGUUCUUGUCUCUAAGGCUAACCGUAAAGUUUGAGAUUUAAAAUCUAGAUUUUGACCCCUAGAGCUAACCAACAAAACCAACCUGACUCUUGGAUGGAUUGUUGACGAACUCCUUAGCCAACUACAGUGCAUUUGAAAUCAACCUUUGAUGAUGCUUGGCUAGGCUAGCAGUUUUCCUCUGCUUCUAGUCUUGUCUUUGUGCUAAGCUAGGCUAAACACACCCUAGACCUAUCUGUCAACAAACAGAUAAAGAUAUGUGAUGUAUUUGUCCUGGAUUCAAAUUGAACAACACACUGAGAUAUCAUGUAGCCACAUCUCGAGGGUAAUGGUUUUUUUUAAAGAAAAUUAACUUUGGUUGCUUUUACUCAAAGUUCAUACUAAAAACGAGGCUUCAGCUGCAGCUCUGAUGGACAGUAUUUUUCAAGAUGGAGGGAGGUUCGGUCGUCACUUUCCUAUGAUCCUUGCGGUUUCUGAUGAUGUGCGCUUAGUCGGGGCCUGUUUCCUCUGAUUGAAGGGAUUUUGGAGGGAAAUUGGUGGCAACUUCCGUCUUCACUUUAAACGAUCUACCACUACUUUCUCACACCAUAACACCUCGUCGUAUUUACUUCUGAUCUCUCGUUUCUUUUAAUUUCUGUGACAAUCAAGUUUACGUGUCCCCAUAUGCAAUUUUCAAUGGACACCUGCCAUCCAAUUACAAACUGGUAUUUUGUCCAUGGUGUCUGAAACGUAGCUAACUGUUGCUAACCUUUCGGCAUUUACAGUUUACUUUGAUAAUGGAAGCAGAUUUAGCAUCAUCAUUUAUAGUAAUUUAUGACACAUUUGUUCCUUAAGUUAAUACAGAAGUAAACAAAGGAAGUUUGUCAUUUCCACCCGGCAAUCUUCAACUUCGUUGGCUGAAAUUACAACUGAUUUUAUCAGCUGUAGUUAGUUAGCUAAUUAAGCUAACGUUUGCUCCAUCAGUUGGUUGAAAAAUCUGUUUCUAGCCGCCUAAUUUAAAAACCAGAACUCUGUCAAAGAGUCUUAAAUAUGUAUCAAAAAUAAUAAUGCUAACAUAAUGAAGCUGAAGCUAACAGGUCCAAGGUCAUGAUAGCAUGCUAAUAUGCCCUGGUGCAUGAUAUCAUGCUAACAGACUGAGGCUAAAGCUAACAGGUCCCUGGUCAUGAUAGCAUGCUAACAGAUUGAGGCUAAAGCUAACAGGUCCCUGGUCAUGAUAUCAUGCUAACAGACUGAGGCUAAAGCUAACAGGUCCCUGGUCAUGAUAUCAUGCUAACAGACUGAGGCUAAAGCUAACAGGUCCCUGGUCAUGAUAUCAUGCUAACAGACUGAGGCUAGUGGCACACUAGUGGUCAGCUCGUCAGAUUUGGACCGUUCUUUUUUUAAAUCUGUCUCUUUUGAGACAUACUGAAUAUCUGGGUGCCCUUAAGCCCCAGUCCACUUACGAGUUGUAGUUAAGUUGUCGAACAACUGUUGCCAUUUUUAGAUGCGCUGAAUAUAAUUUGGCGUCGCCAGGGAUAAUUCUGCUCUGAUCUGCCCCCUAGUGGACAAACACUGCACUUGCUUUGCAGCUGCUCGUCUUACGCAUGUGUGUUGUUUAAACGUAAGCAUCAUAGGCGUGAUAGAGGACCGGCCCACGACCGCCGUAGUUAUCGGUUGGCCACCCAGCUGGCAGCAUCAUCAUCAUCAUCAGGAAGCGAGGGAGAGGGGGGGGGCACUUUCAAAUAAUAAAACGUUUUCAGUGCAGCGGCGUGACGACGAAACAGUCUCAGGAGUUGUUUGUUUUCCUAAAAUGUUUACAUCAGUUUUUGUUUCUCGUUUUCAUUUUUGGUGUGUGCGUGUGUGCGUGUGUUGCAGACACAGUGCUGGACUAUGAAAGCUGUAGCCACCAGGACGCCGUUUUUCACCAGCGGCGUUCGGCGGCUGCACGCCGGAGAACCUGCAGCGUAUGUGUCCAGGUGUUUUUUUGACUCUUAAGUUUCCUCUACACCUCCAGCCGGGCGUCGACUUUCCGGCGCUCCAGCUGUGAUUGUAUGCACACGAAGGAGAGCGAUCUAGACCUGAUGUCCGAGUCUGAGACCAGGAGGUUCAGCUCAGCAGCAGCUCUCAACCCGACAGUCUGGGAAACCCCUCAGCCGUUCUUUCUUUAGAUCCGUUCAAUCACAAAACAAAAUGAUGCUCACGUUUCAUUUGAACCUGAAAUAAAGACUACAGAAACAACCCGCUGAUGAAACCUGGGCGGUAAAACCUUUUUUAGCUUAUAACUGGUGUUAAAACUAAAUAUGAGCCACAUUUGUAGUAAAGAAAAUAACUCUGCUCGUUGGUCUCGAGGAUAUCGAGAUGUUUCUAGUUGGAGAUCUUAAUCCAAGAUUCGCCAUCUGUUGUCUACAGUAACCGCAGGACGCCGUUAGCAGCAGCUAACCAAACGUUCAUCAUGUCGUUCGAAGGAACAUAUUUAAGAGUCGUGUUUUUUUUACAGCUACAAACAUCUGAGCCGCACUUUCUAUUUUUCACAGAUGUAGCUCGUUAGCUGGCGAGCUACGUAGGAAACGUCCUGUUUUCAACCAGAGCGCAGCUUCAGCUUCAUGAUGAAGAGCUGCUGAGCUGCUGCCGGGCAGAGUGUUCAGCAAACUGCUGUUUCUCUACAGGAUGAGUCAUCGUUUCCCCCGAAACCCUUUAAAUGCAUCCCAGAAAGUCUUUUUAGUUAACGUGAGCGCUCAGCGCUGCAGAGCAGGUUGCGUUCAACAGCAAGCUCAGCAUCAGACGGGGUCAAAGGUCUUGUUCUGGUCUGAGGGUCGAGAGCUGCUGCGUUCGCUGACGUCUGAAGACGCUCGUUAAAACAAAAGAGUGAUAUUUUUGUAACCUGCCGACUGAAGUAUUUGAUACCGAACGCGUAUUAAAGAAACUGCUGUGACGAAGCUGUUGUAACAUGUAACUAAAGGUUUUUAAUAAUCAGCCGCUGCUUUUUUGCUUUUCUUAGGUUUUUAAAUUGUUGCUGUUGAAGUUGUUAAAAAAAAAAAAGACAAAUGUAAAGACGGACGAGUGAAGUGAAACGUGCUGAAAAUGAAAAAGCUGUGUAAAAUAAAAUGUGUGUAAAUAGCCAUCGAACUGCACUGUCGUCCUCCGAGACGAACGACGACUCCAGGCUAACAGUCUACUGGUCCAUCUCAUGCGUUUAAUUUAUUGCUGUGACACUAUUUAUUUUGACUUUGGUUUCCAGGUUGUAUGUACAGUGAAACAUUUGUCCUAUUUAUGUUACUUGAUCAAUAAAAUUGGCUUUCAUCUGUU
Messenger RNA from Micropterus salmoides (largemouth bass), 8240 nucleotides. RefSeq names its product CSC1-like protein 2. The record is from RefSeq and is a predicted model, not a curated record. NCBI's taxonomy places the organism in Eukaryota, Metazoa, Chordata, Actinopteri, Centrarchiformes, Centrarchidae. The coding region runs from base 501 to 3047 and encodes 848 amino acids. The transcript is spliced from 25 exons. Gene Ontology annotation, cellular component: plasma membrane. Gene Ontology annotation, molecular function: nucleic acid binding; calcium-activated cation channel activity.